Prunus armeniaca (apricot) is the source of this 537-nucleotide messenger RNA. The record is from the annotation of a GenBank genome assembly. Lineage: Eukaryota; Viridiplantae; Streptophyta; Magnoliopsida; Rosales; Rosaceae.
AUGCAGAGACAGGCUCAGCAGGCCAGAUUUGAAUUAGGACAUGCCGAAAGAUCCAAACACCGCAAGAAGAAGAUGGCCUUGAGCAUACAACCAUCUACUCCAACAGAAGGUUCCACAAGAAAGAAUAUUUCUACUAGGAGCCCGGAAAUCGGAUGGUCUCGACCGAGAGGGAAGUACCCUAUCAGGGUUAUUGUCGGCCCUGAGAAGUUGAAGGUUGUGAUUCGGGAGAAAUCGGAGGACGGCAUCAUUGAUGUCUAUAGUGGGAAGGAUCCCCCUUUCUCACCUACUGGGUUAUCAUUCCUUGAGGAAUUCCAAAAAAGACAUUCGGCCACCAAUCUAUACGAAAUGGUCCCGGAAUAUCGAGAGAUUGUCGAGCUAGCCCUCAAGAACCCAAAGGCCGAAGAAAUGCCCAUCACCAAGAGUUCUUACCCAGCGACCAAAGCCUUGUACCUAGCAAACCGUGAGGCUAGGGCUAAAGGAUUUUUAGCUUACAAGCCUUACAUUUGUGGAAAAGAUUCGGAUCGGUCGACUAGAUGA